AUGAGUUCAAAAAGACCGGAGAUUCAAAAAUUAGGCGGCGAUAUUACGUUCAUUUCGGUAUCGCCGACGGCGGAGAAGCUGCGAAAGUUUCUCGAACUCAAUCCGGAGGUGCCGGCGGAUCGCGUCUUCGUCGACACGUCGAAGACGUUCGAGGCUUAUAAAGCGGCCGGGUUCGGGAAUUUAACAGACGUGGAUAAAUCGACGAAACCGGAGAUGAAACCUCCCGGGUUUAGUUUGCAAGACUGGUGGAAGUACAUCACCAACGUCAUCGCGUUGUCUCCCAUCGACCCGAACGAAAAACUCACGGGUCCUCCCGAAGGCGUUUUGCGUCUCGGCGGGACGUUCGUUUUGAACGGCGACGACAUCGCAUUCGCUUGGGCGGAUGCGGUCCCUGGCGCGCACCCUGAACCCGAAGACGUCGUCAAAGCCGCCAGAGACGCGUGGGGGUCCUCGUCCGCUUAA
Molecule: messenger RNA, 462 nt
Organism: Bathycoccus prasinos
Lineage: Eukaryota; Viridiplantae; Chlorophyta; Mamiellophyceae; Mamiellales; Bathycoccaceae
Exons: 1
Coding region: 1-462 (153 amino acids)
Source: RefSeq, a predicted model, not a curated record